CAGGCGCUGGGGUGCUACGGGAGCCUCUGACGGUCGUAACUCCUCCGUGCCGUCAUUCUGCUCCGCUUCUCAGGUCUUCCCGUGCUGGCUGCACCCUAAAACCCCGGCUUCUGCCCCAAACUGGUCCUGGCCCCAGCCCCAUGAGCAGUGGCUGUAAAGCCUACCGCUGCGCAGUCCCUGGACCUUUAGGUGACUUUGGAGCCUUAACGGCUCCCAAGCCGCCUUGCGCCCGUUGCCAUGGCGACUGGGCGAGCGGCCGGAAGCGAGGCCUAGUUACGGCCCCCCUGCCCGGUUCCGGGUAGCCGCGCCGCGCCCCAGGCCAGGCAAUGAUUUUAGGGAAGAACCGUUGGCCGAUGACUAAGCUUUCACUGUUGUUCUACACUCUGACAUAAUGGGACCAGGCAGGCCAGCCUCAGCCUGCGUUCAUCCAGCAUCUAGUGUCCAACUGGAUGGGAGGAGUGACCCCGGGAAACUUCAGACCCAGAACCAGCUGCAGUUUAAUAAGAAUGUUCCUACACAUUCAAGCAACUUGGCAAUCCGCUAUUCUUGCCCACAUGGAAUUAGAAUUGAAAAACUGAAACACUCAUACAAUGAGUCAUACCAUCGUGGAGAUUUGGGUUUUAGAGAUGGUCCUGACCUAAGCAGUUCUGUUUCAUUUUCUGUCAUAUCAGAAGAGAGACUUAGCUAUGCUGUCCACCUAGCCAAAAGAGAUGUGAAACGAAGACAAUUUGAAGAACAUAUAAAAGAACAUCAUCUUAGAAGUCAGCCCCAGAUCUCUCAGAAAUGUGGACACUCUAAGCAUAAAAUAUCUGACCAUAGGGUGGAAAGGAAGGAAUCAGAGAGUCGGGAAGUCCGUCAUGGCAGCCACCAGCCGUCCAAGGUAGAAAUUUCCAGCUCAGGUGCCAAGGUAUACCUGUACACAUCUCAUCCAGGACAGUCAGAUCUUGCCAUGCCAAAUUCGCCACCCACUCACGAUCCAGGACUUCAGCCACAUGCCAGGAUAGGUGACCACAAAAGCCGGUGCGAACACAAAAGCCUGCUGGAAGUUCAGCGACUCCAGAAAGAAUUGAGCAGUUGUAUCCAUAAAAUUGAAGAAGUAACUAAAAAAGAUCGCAUGCAAGAAGCUUUGGAUCCAGAUGAAGAGCAGAGGAUCCGGGUCAGGAGGCAGGAGCAAGCUGUUCGUUCUGCCCAAAUGCUCUACGUCCUCCAGCAGCAGGUUAAAGAAAUCCAGGAAGAAUUGGAUAAACUGAGUCCGCAUAAAAUUAAACACACUAAGAAGUCAUGGGCAGCGUCCAGGCUGGCAGCUGCCCAUCGAGGAGCCGUCCGGGCCUUACAGAUGUUUGUCACUCAGUUUACUGACCGAGGGGAGCACCCAGUUCCUACUCAGUGCAGGGAACUGGGCAGUCUUAUUCGCCAGCUUUCACUCUGUUCCGCCAAGCUGGAGGCUGACUCUUCUGUUCCAGAUGUGGUUAUAGAUAUCCUGCAACAAAUUGAGGCUUUGGAAUCCCUCCUGGAAAAGAAACUGUCACCAAAAAAGGCAAAGAAAUGUUUCAGUGAAGUUCGGAGCAGAUUUCCUAUCAGUAGCCAAAGGGCCUUGGAGAGAUGGCAAAGUACAUCUCCAAAGAGUGAGAGGAGGCCCUUCAUAGCAAAGGAGGUACUUCCCCAGGAAACAGGACAACCUUCAGUGGCAAAGAAGCUUCUUGCUGAUAAGUAUCAACCUGAUACGGAGCUUACAGUGACCCAGAGGUUGGAGAAUGAGCUUGAUGUAUUAGAUGCGGAUAUCCUUCCGGAAGAAGCGCCGUCUAUUGUAGACCAAAAUGCAAGCUUCAAAGGAGAGGCAUUAGCCCUGGCAAAAACAAGAGCGGUGAAAAAGAAGCUUGUGACUGAGAAUGCGCCUUUUAGGAAGAAAGAUACUCUGGCACCGGCCAGACUACAGCAAGGACUCCACAAAUCUGAAAAAAAUAGACCAGCCCAAGCUCACAGCAAAAGCAGGUUGCAACAGACAACAGUCUCAUCCAGAUUAAAAAUGAACCAGCAGCCUAUGAAAGAUCAUAGGGCUCCUUGGAUACCUCCGAACCCCACAUCCCCACCAGCAUCUCCUAAAUGUGCUGCCUGGCUAAAGGUGAAAUCUAGCCCCAAAGACGCCACUAAAGAACAGUCUCUCCAGCAAGAAGAGACUCAGGAGAGUCAGUUGAGAGGUGCCGUUGAGCACGAAGCCGUGAGACUCGCUUGGCUCGAUGCGGAAACUUCCAAAAGAUUGAAGGAAUUAGAAGAAUUAAAAGCUGAAGAAGUGGACAAAAUGCAAAACCAGAGUGUUUCUGCCACCCAGUUAGCGGACAAGGUAGAGAAGGCAGUUCUGGAACGUUUGAAGCCUCUUCUGGUCAAGGCCCAGAGAGUCAAUUCUUCUCUGGAAGCAGAUACUCGCUUGAAGGAUCGGCCAUCAGGAAGCACGGUGCCAGCCCAGCCGGCCGAGGAGGUGACAGAUGCCGAUGGUGGUUCUAACAACCUUUGUCAGCUGGAUGGUUUUUUGGAAGACACCGCUCAUGAGCUCUGGGCUGUGGCUCACUCUAAGAUCUUGGAGUCUGACACCUUAGCCACCUUGGGGGACAGCAAGGACAGCCCAUAUCUGGACACCAUGAUACUCCGGAUGGAGGAAAUGGAAAAAUACCAGGAGACAGUUCGCCAAAGAUAUAAUAAAAUUGUAUAUACUGAUCCUCAUCUUUGGAUGCAGGAAGAAAAAAAUGACCGGGAAGUCCCAGCAGUAAGUGAAAGGCCUCUUUCUCCUCAUCCAAUCAGGAUCACGAAGACAGCAGCUCGCAAAGACCCGGACGUGAACAUCGUGUUGGAGAGGCCCUGCAACGGCACUUCCCUGGAUGAAAGUGUGGGAACAGAGGAGAGAUCGGAGAAAAGAGAGGCUCCCCUUCUCUCCCUUUCAGAAGAUGCUCGGCAGAAGGAAGGCCGGGCCGCCCUCUCCGUGCCCCCGGGCAUGCGGCGCAGCAUCCGUGACUACUGCGGCCGCUUCGACCAGUACCUCCGGCUGAUGGCGCACGAGGCCAUGGGCUCCUUCAACCCGUGGCUGAUAGCGGAAAGCUUUUCAGAUGAGCUGGUAGAUGAGGCUCUGGGGGCCGUGGCUGCCGAACUUCAGGAUGUGUGUGAAGACUACGCGGAAGCCGUGUUCACCUCGGAAUUCUUGGAGGCCGCCACAUGAAGGUUCUCCAGGGAAGGGCCCCUUAUGUCACCCUGAAGAAGGGACGGCACCAACCUUUGUUUUAGCCACAGGAAAUCUUUAUCCUCAGCUGUCCAUCCAGCCCCAGAAAGUGCUGCCCACUGAAGGAAGGAAAAGCCAGUGAGGUCAUCCCACUUUGCAUCUUCUCAUGGUCAAAGCAAUGGCUCUGAGAGUUUACGAAGGACUGUGUUCUAUUUUAUCAGUGCCCAGGAAAUGUGAAUCGAUUAUGACAAUAUAUUUUCUGAAUGUAUAGUUUUCCUGUUGAAAUACCAUGUUCAUUCCACUGACUGGUGAUUAGACUGUUUUGAAAGUCAAUAGAUAAGUGUAUUUCAUGUAGAGAUUCAGUGCAGUUCCUCUCUGGUCCCAUCACCUGGCUUGUGUGUCCUCCUUCGGCCGGUUCCUAUCAGGACGCCUGUCCUUCCAGGUUACAGACUUGCGUCGAGCACAGGGCUUAGUGAUGCCGCCAGUCCUCUGCUCUGUUGUGGCUGGUUGAAAUCGGAACCCACAGUUACCAGUGCACAGCAGCGAACGCACAUGUCGCUAAUUCUCAGUUCCUAGGUGCUUCUUCACAUUUUUAGUUCCUCGUGUCUUUUAUUGCUGUGGGAUGACAUUUUGAUUUACAGAGCUGUGUGUGAAAUCAGAGGAAGUCUGAGGACAUUGGAGAGGUCCAGCCUUCUCUGUGGCCUGGUUGGAGGCACAGAGCUCACUUCCCUCUCUGCUGAGAUCAUGAGUUUCUGCUUCCACACCAAAAAGGAACCUGCCGGGGAGGAGGGAGCAGAUCUGGAUGGCGUGAAGAGCAUGGAGUCUCCCCCAAGAAAGGAAGAAACCGAAGAACCACAGUAGCCUGGUCCUGGAACAUCUUACAGGUCAUGUUUACCAAGAGAAAAGCCUCCGUGUUUUCCGAAACUCUGAACUCAGAAAAAGCAAAGGCAUGUGUAUGUAAUGAGGCCACUGCCUGGAGAAGUUUCCCUCCCUUUUUUUGCCUGCGGCUUGGUGAAUGGGACGUGGAGGCCGCGUGGCGGAAGGAACACCCCACGGGAUAAUGUGAAUCUUUUUACAGCACAGACAGUGUUGUCAGUGGGGAUUCUUCUCCGAAGUACAAGUAUUUCAGGUGAUAACUUAAGCUGCUUGAUCGCACUUACUUGUGCAAAAUUGAUUUUCGUUUAAUGUAAUGUUGUUCUGCUUAAUUUUCUAUAACCUCAGAAUUUAAAAGGCUUCAAGGGAAAUUAAAGGUCUUUAAUCUGAGGAGUUACAUAUGUACACUUGAACUGAUAGGAGUGUCUGUCGUUGGUAACUUAUUUUGUGUGGCAGUUUUUACUGUGCUGAUUUUUUUAAAUAAACCCAGUAUUUUAAAGUA
Molecule: messenger RNA, 4583 nt
Organism: Camelus dromedarius (Arabian camel)
Lineage: Eukaryota; Metazoa; Chordata; Mammalia; Artiodactyla; Camelidae
Product: KIAA0753 ortholog
Exons: 18
Coding region: 392-3208 (938 amino acids)
Biological process (GO): centriole replication; protein localization to centrosome
Cellular component (GO): centriolar satellite
Source: RefSeq, a predicted model, not a curated record